UUUGUUCGCUGGAGUAAUAAUCUGGACAACUAAUCAACAACGUUUGCGCUAGCUGGAAACGAAGGCGUGCAUAAUGCAUAUGUACCCGCAGGCUGUGCAGACUACUGUAAUGCUUUGUUUAUAACUUUAUAACAUUACCAAGCCCAGUUUUUUAUUUGCCGAUCUCGUUCGGAAUACAGUACUGCACCGGGGUAAUUUAGGCUCGUGGAUAUUGAUUGCACAGCCGAUACAAUAUUAAUUUUGUAAACAAGUUACGAUGAAGGUGGUACUCUUUAUUACCAGUUGUGCGGUGGCCCUGGUUGCAGCACAACGUGAUCGCGACCGAUGGGUUUCAUCCAGCGAAAGGGACGAUUUCGGCUCGCAACGCAGCAACCGUUUCGACAGCAACAACGCCUACCUCCGUGUGGACAUUUUGCUGACCAAGUUUCAUAACCCCGACGGUGUGCGGAUGGACGGGAAGAAAUGUGACUGGCUGUCGGCAUGCGACACCUGGAUACGCGGCAUGAUUGACUUUGAGAACCCAGACGCACCCUUUCCCGCGAUCCCCGUUCCUUACAGCUGGCCGAAGAUCGGCGAGAAGUGGGCCAACAACAUCAUCCCGACCAUUCACCCAUCGGAGGGCAAUAUUACGCGCGAAUUGUGCGGCGACCGCUAUCGUGGCGUCAACCUUCGGGUAGUAAUACAAGAUUGGGACGGGCUGGGAAGUCGUGAGGACAUCAACUUCUUCGACUGCCGCAUCACUGCCGAUCCUGAUGCUUCGGAAUCAACGGCCAUCUGGCGACAGGACGUCACGUGCAUACCGGUAUACAAAGGUCACACCAUGAAACUGGACUUCAAGUAUCAGAUCUAUAAGAUUUCUCGCAGUCAGUGCAAUCCACAGCGGCUGGCGACACGCUUCCGCGGGCGCCGCUAAUCUGUGAUCUCGAAUCAGUUUUCCUGUAGCCAGGAUGUUGUGCUUUAAUUGAUAUAGCCUCCUAUAUUUACCAGGAUUUAGGGAGUGCAUGUACGUAGACCGCGCUCUUAAUUCAAACGUUCGCUGAUUUGAAGAAAAAAGAUUUGUUGCGGGCAACGAAGGCAAAUUUUGCUCUGUCUUAUUUCGUAUGUCUUAUUUCGUAAAGUAUCAUUUGCUCGGCCUCAUUAAAAUUAUCGUUUUGCUUAAAUAACUUUGAUGUUUUUGGUUUCCGAUGGAAUAUCCAACUCGUCCGAAGAUUGAAUAAACAAGAUUAACUUG
Molecule: messenger RNA, 1231 nt
Organism: Paramacrobiotus metropolitanus
Lineage: Eukaryota; Metazoa; Tardigrada; Eutardigrada; Parachela; Macrobiotidae
Exons: 6
Coding region: 257-913 (218 amino acids)
Source: RefSeq, a predicted model, not a curated record